UCGAUGAGAUUUGGCAUCGAUGUCCACCUCUAAUAUAGCAUUUUUAAUAUAGCCAUAUAGCACCGAUUUUCCAUGUCCGAUUUUUAGGCGACAAGCGGUUGUGGACUGGCCAACAUGGAGGACCUGUGCAAGCCGCCGCUAGCCGUUUCCGUCGAGGAGCCCUUGCCAAAUGCCAAUGCCACUGCCAAUGCAAAUGCAAAUGGCAAGGGAAGUGGUGGUGGUGGUGGAGGUGGAGGUGGAGGUGGCCAAAUGCACUCUAAGACGAUCCAGCUGCCCAAAGAGGAGGAGCUCCUCGGCUCGGUGACCACGCACAAUUGCCCGGGAACGCGGGCCAGUGCCCGGGUCAUCCAGAAGAUGAAGCAGGACCAGACGCGACCGAUGACACCGCCGCCCAGCGAGCGGGAGGUGAGCAAGAAGGAGGAGAAGGCCGCCCAGAAGACGCCCAGCCAACUGAAGACGGGCAGCGGGAAGACCACCUGGACGAACGUGGAGCGCAACUGCUUCUUCGACGCCCUCAACGAGUUCGGCAAGGACUUCGAGGCGGUGGCCAACUGCAUCAAUGCCAAGCUGAAGCGCCGCAACGCCAGCAGCGACUACAGCUUCAAGACCAAGGACCAGGUGCGCCAGCACUACUACCAGACCUACCACAAGAUCUGCAAGUAUGUGCGCUACUCGGAAGAGCUGAAAAAGCCCGCCCAGGAGUUGUACACGCUGAUCAAUUACGGCGAGAUGCGGCGCAAGCUGCAGUUCCUCACCGAGAAGCACUUCAUGAAGCUGAAGCAGCUGGUUUACCAGGGGCAGAUCACUGUGCGCUGCAAGGGCAAGAACAUCCGCAUCAAGACGCCGUCGUGCAAGGCGCUACGACGCCUCAAUCAGCUGGAUGAUUCCCUUGAGGACAUACGGCUGCCCAGCAAAGUGGAGGUGCUGGUGACGCCCGCCAACAUGGAGGCCUUCGGUCGGGUGCAGUCGCUGGCCCAGAAUCCGCGCGGCAGGAUCAUAGUGCCGCUGCACAAGAAGCUGAUCGGCCUGAUCAAGACGUUCGAGUUCAAGUGGCGCAGCGCCGACCAGCGACUGCACGAAGAGAAGGCCGUCUUCACCACCGCCGCCGCUGCCGCCGCCAAUAACAACAAUGAACCAGAGCCGCCGCCGACGACUACCACUGCCGCCUCGCUGGAUCCAUCGCUGUGCUUCCAGCCGCGGCCGGGAGUGGCCAUCCACCGACCGCUGCUCAGCAUAACCGCCUACCUGAGCAGCAUCAACAUCUGCCUGGCCGCCUACGAGGAGCGCAUGGGCUUCAAGGUUCGCAGCGAGACGCUGGGCAGCCAGCCGUUCAUUCCGUCGGCGGCCAGCAAGCGACCCCGCACGGAGAGCGGCUCCGAGAAGCGUUCGCCGGAGGCCAAGAAGCCCAAGUCGGGCGCCAGUCCGCCGCUGGAGAAGAGUCUGGACGAUGCGCUGCCCUUGGAGGGCAACCUGUUGAAGCUGGAGAGCAGCAGCGGCGAUGAGCUGGGCGAGGAGAUUCACGAGUUUCUCGGCGACAUUGUGGAGGCCACGGUUCAGACGGUUCAGACGGCUCUUGCCCCUGUGCCCGCCGAUGACCAGCAGCCCGAAACGUUAACUGAUCCGGCUGCACCGACAGUGGCCAGCGAGCCAGCUCCACCGGCACCUGCCACCCCAGCAGCUGGUCCCCCGGCCGCGCGCUCCAAGCGCAAAGAAGCCAAAGAGGCGGCGGCCGCGGCCACGGCGCGCAACUUUAAGCCGCUGCUCAGCGACGAGAUACUCAAGCGCAUACGCAAGGGCUGGACGGAGGCCAAUGCGGCGGACAUCACAAUUGGCGAUCUGUACGUGGUCUUUGGCCAGGACUCCAAGCUGGAGCUGGAGUACUUCUGGUGCGAAACGGAGAGCAGUUCGGUGGCUGUAGCAGCCAGCAGCUCCUCCUCCUCCUCGUCGUCGGUGGCCACGCAAACGGGUAACAGCCAGGCGAGCAGCGUGUCUUCCAACUCCAACUCCUCCUCGUCCUCCGUCGUAACCGCCGCCUCGCUGCCGUACAAUCCCAACGACUGUGAUAGCGUGGAGCGCGUGAAGGCCGUCACCACAUCGUCGGUGGGCAACAAGCUGAAGCACCUGCUGCUGGUGGCCAAUCUCAGCGAGCGGGUGCGCAAGCGGCAGUGCACCUGCGGCCAUACCUGCGACCGCAAGCGGGACCUGAUGAGCAAGGCGCAGCAGCUGGCGGAGGCGGCGGCCGCCGGUGGCGUCAUGGAGGGCACCUUCCGCACCCCGAUGCUGCCAGUGCGACGGCCCAUAGCCAACAUCAUCGAUCCUGUCCGCCAGCUUUCAGCGCUCACGCGCCAGAAGAUGAGUCGCCAGGUGCUGGUGCAGCGUCGCCUCCUGCCCCCCGCCUCCAUGGGCGGUCGUCCGUACGAUCUGCUGAGUGUGCGCCAGCUCCACAGCGGCCUCUUCGAGCCCAUUGAGCGCCUGGGCGACGGCGGCGGCAGUGCCAGUGGCGUCGGCUCAUCCGCAUCCGAUGCCAGCGGCAGUGUGGUGAUGCCCCCGCAGUACCACCAGCAGCAGGUGCACCCGCAGACGAUGCAGCAGCUCCUCGACGAGGGAUCCGCCCAGGGUGGCGCACGGGACAUGCCCAAUCUGGACUUCUGUGUGGCCACCAGCACCACCGGCGUCGGUAGCGGUGGCGGCGGCGGCGGCAGUAGUUCCCUGGCCGAGGCGGUCCAGGAUGAGAGCACAACGCAAAACUUCUUCCACGGCAGCGUGAGCCCGAUGCACUUGCUCAGGGAUUCCACUUCCAAUGCGCGCUGGCUGGAGGACAACAUCAAUGACUUCUCGCUGACGUCGCUGCUGGGGCACCUGGACGAGAUCGAUGCCACCCGGGACAUACUGGAUCCCUCGUCGAGCAUGUCGGUGAUCAGCGAGAGCAGCGUGGACUUUCGGCACAAGUUCCAGGAGAUCGCCGCCCUGCUGCAGCAGCAGGAGAAGGAUUAGCAGUGGCGAGGAGUCUCCCUUGUUUGUUCACACAGAUCCAGAGAACCCUGAGAGGAUGGGGCUAUCAGCAUUCAGCUAUCAGCUAUCAGCUAUCAAGUCUAAUGUCUCAUGUCUCAGUCUCAUUUUUAUUUAACUCACUGAUAUUAUUGAUCAUCCCACAUGUUAUAUGGAUUAACAUCUGUUUUUAUGCGACUCCUUGUGAUCUAUUCUCAUUUUAUGUCUGCCAAGUAUUAGCAAGCACUCACAUUGUCUAAACAUAUAUAUAUAUAUAUAUUUAUUUAUGCAUUAACUUUAUGUGUAUCCACGCGAUAGAACGCGAAGGCAUCUGCAACUGCAACUCCCAUUUUAAUUAAUUCUCAGCCUCUAUGUUUGUCCAUUCGCUCGCACACUCGUUCCGCACUCCUCUAAUUGGUUUCUCAGCAUGUAAAAUCGGUUCAACAUAGUUAUUAAGCAUAGAAAACACCAAUCCCAAUCGAAACUUCCAGUUGUAUGAUAGAGAUUCUCCGUAUGAGAGGCAACCAAAAUCCCGAAGCAAGACUCGAAAGUUUUCAAGUCGGGGAAAUGUUUUCCCUUCCACGGCCCCGCCCCUUGUUAAUAUAUAUAAUAUAUAUACAAUACAUAAUUUAGUCGAGAGCAGAGGAACAAUAUUUAAUCCUAGAGCGUAUUUUGUGACAGUAACACUCAGAACUUGUUAUUAUACAAAGGCAAAUACCGAAAAUAAAAGCAAACUAAACUAAAAA
Drosophila gunungcola (fruit fly) is the source of this 3734-nucleotide messenger RNA. It is a transcript of the gene crm, whose product is annotated as protein cramped. The transcript has 7 exons. Bases 115 to 2994 code for a protein of 959 amino acids. The record is from RefSeq and is a predicted model, not a curated record. NCBI's taxonomy places the organism in Eukaryota, Metazoa, Arthropoda, Insecta, Diptera, Drosophilidae. Gene Ontology annotation, molecular function: chromatin binding. Gene Ontology annotation, biological process: pattern specification process. Gene Ontology annotation, cellular component: nucleus.